This is a messenger RNA of Quercus robur (English oak), 3224 nucleotides long. RefSeq names its product disease resistance protein At4g27190-like. The transcript has 2 exons. The coding region runs from base 178 to 2937 and encodes 919 amino acids. Gene Ontology annotation, cellular component: nucleus. Lineage: Eukaryota; Viridiplantae; Streptophyta; Magnoliopsida; Fagales; Fagaceae. The record is from RefSeq and is a predicted model, not a curated record. Gene Ontology annotation, biological process: vegetative to reproductive phase transition of meristem. Gene Ontology annotation, molecular function: protein binding; DNA-binding transcription factor activity; minor groove of adenine-thymine-rich DNA binding.
UCUUGAGUUAUGAUACAAAAUUAUUUCAUUUUCUGUGAUUCCAGCAUUUUCCUAUCUUCACCAAUCGUCUGCUUAUAACUACUAAGAUCAAAGAGACAGAGAGAGAGAUCUCAAAAGAAGAACAAGAAGAAGCAGGCAAAUAAUAAUAACAAGUGUUGGGAGAGACUAGGUGUGGCAAUGGCGGAGUAUAAUAAUGAACAAAACCCAGGUCAAGCUGGAUCCGCUCGCUACGUUGACUGCCUUCUCAAGCCUGAACUGCACCUUAAGAGUCAGACUCAAACUCAGAGACCUCCUUCUAUUACUAACCCACCUCAACACCAACCCUCCGAUUUCACAGACUCUACAGACGAAAGAGAUCACAUGUCUGACUACGAUGCAGCCGCUACAAAUUUCAAACGCCGUCCAAGUGGCCGUCCAUGUGGAUCUAAAAACAAACCGAAGCUACCCAUAAUCGUAACACGGGAGAGUGCGAACGAGCUUCGAUCACAUGUGGUCGAGGUGUCGAACGGAGCGGACAUUGUCGAGAGCUUGUCGAAUUACGCGAGGAAAAAACAGAGAGGGGUUUGUGUGUUGAGUGGAUCUGGGUUAGUGGUGAAUGUUACGCUGAAACAACCUUCGGAGAAUAGUCCGGUGACAAUACAUGGUCGGUUCGAGAUUCUUUCCGUGACGGGAUUCUUGUUACCACCUCCUGCCCCGCCUGGUCUCGGAGGGUUGUCGAUAUGUUUGGCUGGUGGACAAGGACAAGUGGUUGGGGGAAGUGUGGCUGGUCCUUUGGUUGCUUCGGGUCCGGUGGCUUUAAUGGUUGCUUCGUUUGCAAACGCUGCGUAUGAAAGAUUACCUUUGGAUAAUCUAGAAGAAGGUGGUGCUGUGCAAGUCCAACCCACUGUGUCACAGUUUUCAGGAGUCACUGGAGGAGCUGGAUUGAAAGAGUUGGUUGAAGAUAAAAGUGAAAAACAAAUAACGCCAGAGCCUCAUGUUACGGUGUUCGAUGUAAAAGCAGUUGAGAUAACUGAUUCAAGUGAACAAAAGAAAUUUGAAAUUGAAGAAAUUGGGAACGAAGUUUCACAAACAAGACAGCCAGGGGGUAUACUGGUUGACGAAAUGCAAGCAUCAAGUACUCUGAAACCUCAAGGAGUAAUGUUUGAUGUUGAAGCAGUUAAUAUGGUUAAAUUUAGUGGACAGAUGGAUUCCAAGAUUGAAGAAAUUGGGAACGAAGCUUCACUAACAAGACAACUAGGGUGUAUACAGGUUGAGGAAAUGCAACCGCAAGCAAUAAGUACUCAAGGAGUGGAGUUUGAUGUUGGAGCAGUUAAAAUUCUUAAAUCUAGUGGGCAAAUGGAAUCUCAAAUUGAAGGAGUUGAGAUGGAACCGGAAGCACGUGAGCAACAUGGAUUAUUUCUUAGGCAGGGUGGUUUAGGAUUAACUAUGUCGCCUAAGGAUGAGGAUUGGAAUAACUCCAAAGAGAUUUACUUUAUGGACAAUGAGUUGUCCGUUUUACCUGAGAACCCAAGGUGCCCCAAUCUGUCAGCUUUGUUCCUUCCAAGAAACUACAAAUUGAGAACGAUUCCUCCCUCAUUUUUCGAUUACAUGCCAGCCCUUCAAAUCCUGAACUUAUCCAGAACUGGUAUCAAGUCAUUGCCUGAUUCCGUUGUCAGAUUGGUAAGCCUCAAAAGACUCUUUCUAAAUGAUUGUCAUCGUCUCAUGAUGUUGUCGCCAAAAGUUGGAGAUCUCGAGCAGCUUGAGGUUCUUGAUCUUGGAGGGGCAAAGAUUAUGGAUUUACCUGAGGAGAUUAAGAAGUUAACUAAUCUGACGUGUUUGGAAGUUUCAUUUUAUGGAUGUACGAGUGAUGGUAGGAGAGACAUGGAAUCAAAUGCAGUGGUUCCUUGUGGGGUAAUUUGUUCAUUGUCUCAGUUAGAGGAGUUGAAUCUUGAUGUGAAUCCAGAUGACAAGCGGUGGUAUGCAUGUGUGGAAGAUAUUGUUCAUGAAGUAUGUACCUUAAAGAGGUUGGAAACUCUUAAAUUCUAUUUUCCAAAGGUGGAUCUUUUAAGGCACUUUCAGUGGAAUAGCCCAUCAUUAUCACAUUUUGGAUUUACUGUUGGUCACCAUGUCCAACGCAUUAUGUCUCGAGUCCCUCCUGAUGUUGAGUUUGAGCUGGAACGAUGGGAGAGAUGCUUGAAAUACAUAAACGGUGUGGGUGUCCCUAGGGAUAUUAAGAAUGUUCUCCAACAUGUGACUGCAUUUUUCUUGGACAGGCAUGCGACUAUUAAGAAGCUAUCUGAUUUUGGGAUUAGAAAUAUGAAGCAACUAAAAUGCUGUGUCGUGGGGGAAUGUAAUGAGCUUCAAGUGAUUGUAGAUGCAGCAGAUGCUUAUGGAGAAGAUGAUAUCAGUGAAAUAGUAUCUAGUUCAUAUGAUGCUGAAAGAAAUAUUUUUGGAUCACUUGAAUACCUGUAUAUAUAUUAUAUGAAGAGUUUAAGGAGCAUAUGGGAGGGUUUAGUGCAGCAGAAUUCUUUAUUUCUUCUUAAGUUCUUGACAUUGCGCACAUGUCCCCAGUUGACCACUAUUUUCACACAAGGGUUGCUUGGUAACCUAUGCAACUUAGAAGAGCUCAAAGUUGAAGACUGCCCCUCCAUCAAAAGCGUAGUAAGCUGUGAAAUCCCUGCUGGGGAUAGAACCUCUUUUUUUCUCCCAAAUUUGAAAAGAAUUUCACUUCAUUACAUGCCUGCAUUAGUUAGCAUCUCUAGUGGUUUACACAUUGCUCCAAAGUUAGAAUGGUUGAGUUUUUAUAAUUGCCCAGAUCUUAAGAAUCCAUUGAUUGAUGAAAUCUCUAGUCAAGAUUUGAAGAAGAUAAAGGGUGAGAGGAGUUGGUGGGAAGCAUUGGAGUGGAGCGACGGUCGUCCUGGCUAUUUGGAUGAAAUAUUUGUUCAGAUUGACAUAUAGGAUUGCUGAGCACUCGAAAAAUUCCCUAAUCAAAAUUAGUCUGGUCAUUCCCUUAUGCAAGCUCAUUGGUUCUAUGUCAAUGAUGUAUUGGAGCUGGGGCAUCCAUGGACCACUUUCUAUUUGCUCUGCUCGUAAUCCAAUAGCAGCUAUCAGCUAUGUACGUAUCUUUCAUUGAAUAUAGUCGCUCUUGCCUGAUGUAUCUUUCUUCUGAUAUUUGUGAAAAAAUAUGUAGUGUGGAUGUAUCUUUCUCCAACCAGUUUAGUCAGCCAUCUCAUGGUUAACUAAUU